Lagopus muta (rock ptarmigan) is the source of this 5180-nucleotide messenger RNA. RefSeq names its product G protein-coupled receptor 179 (gene GPR179). The record is from RefSeq and is a predicted model, not a curated record. Gene Ontology annotation, cellular component: membrane. Gene Ontology annotation, biological process: G protein-coupled receptor signaling pathway. NCBI's taxonomy places the organism in Eukaryota, Metazoa, Chordata, Aves, Galliformes, Phasianidae. Gene Ontology annotation, molecular function: G protein-coupled receptor activity. The coding region runs from base 22 to 4818 and encodes 1598 amino acids. The transcript has 11 exons.
CAGGCGGCCAAUUUCCUCAACAUGCUGCUGCAGGGCAACGACCUCCGCGAGGCCAGCGUGGCCGAGGACGUGGAAUGGUACCAGGCGUUGACGCGCAGCCUGGCGGGGGGGCACCCAUGGGCGCGCCGCUCCCUGCUGGCCCUGGACGCCCACCCGGCUGCCCCUUCCCCCCGCCUGGUGCUGCAAGCCACGGCCGUCGACGGGGAGAUCCACCUUCGGGACGUGUCCGCGCCGGGGAACCGCAGCUCGGACGGCGAAUGGGUGGCGGAGCUGCGGGAACGGCGCGGUCCUCCGCUCCGCAAACGGGUGCUGAGCAACGACCUGCGCUCCAUGGAGACCCCCAAGUGGCGGCGGGGCGAUGGGUACGUGGCGGGGCCGGGCCACGUGCGGUGGUCGCAGCCAUUCCUCGAGUGCCGAGAUGGGAAAUUCGUCCCCGUUUGGGCCGUCGCUCUGUCUGCUGCCUUCUAUGGGCUGAAGCCCGACCUCAGCCCCGAGUUCAAGGGAGCCGUGCGGGUGGACAUCGAGCUGCGGGAUGUGGGCAUCGAUCAAUGCGACAGCGGGACGGGGUGGUUCGCGGGCACCCACCGCUGCGACCUCAACAGCACCCAGUGCGUCCCGCAGCAGAACCGCGGCUUCGUGUUGGGGCAGUACGCGUGUCGCUGCAAGCCGGGCUUCUACGGGCUCAGCGGCGGGGCAGUGCCGCCUGAGGAUGCCGCUCGCUUGGCGUGCCGCCGGUGCCGGGAGGGCUGUGCGAACUGCCGGGACGAUGCGCCCUGUGAGGUGCAGGAGGAUCGCGCGUUGCGUGCGGCCGUGCUGUGCUGCCAGGCGUGCUGCAUGCUGGCCGUGUUCCUCUGCAUGCUGCUCGCUUAUCACUGCCGGCGGAGCAAGAGGAUCCGGGCGUCGGGCGUUGUGCUCCUGGAGACGAUCCUCUUCGGGUCGCUGCUGCUCUACUUCCCUGUCUUCAUCCUCUACUUCAAGCCCAGCACCUUCCGCUGCAUCGCUCUGCGCUGGGUUCGCGUGCUGGGCUUCGCCAUCGUGUACGGCACCAUCACCCUAAAACUGUACAGGGUGCUGAGGGCGUUCCUGGUCCGUGCAGCGCAGCGUGUGUCCUACACGGCCAGCGGGCGCGUGUUGCGGGCUCUGGGGCUGCUGCUGCUGCCCCCGCUGUGGUUUCUGGCAGCGUGGACCGUGGCAGCGUUGGAGAACGUCGGCCGGAACGUCCCGCUGGUGGUCCGUGCGCAGACUGCCCGAGGGCUGAACUUCUCCGUCUGCAGCCACGACCGCUGGGAUUACAUGAUGGUGGUCGCCGAGCUGCUGCUCCUGCUGUGGGGCAGCGCGCUGUGCUGGGCUGCGCGCGCGGUGCCUUCCGCCUUCCACGAGCCGCGCUAUAUGGGCAUCGCGCUGCACAAUGAGCUGCUCCUCUCGGCCGCUUUCCACGCCGUCAGGUUCAUCGCGGUGCCGUCGCUGCACCCCGACUGGAUGCUGCUGCUCUGCUUCGCCCACACCCACGGCACCGUCACCGUCACCCUGGGGCUGCUUUUUGUCCCCAAGUUCCUGCACGCCGGAUCGCCGCUGCGGGAGGAGAUCGCGGCGGAGGUGUACGAGGAUGAGGUGGACGCGCGGCGCUCCGGGCUGAGCAGCAGCAUCGCGUCCGCAUGGAGCGAGCGCAGCUUCGACCCCGAUGACAUCCGGGAGGAGCUGAAGCAGCUGUACGCGCAGCUGGAGACGCUGCGGACGAGGCGGAUGGCGGCCCGCAACCCGCACCUCCCCGCGUCGCCCCCGGCCCGCAGCUCCGGCAGCCGCCGCUCUUCGUCCAAACGGCCGCACGACGGUACCGGCGGGGGGGGACGGGAGGGGGGCGGCCAGCUCCGAUCCCGCAGCUCCGAGCAUCCGGCACAGGACGCGGCGGCGGGGGGCUGCGCGGAGCCUUCCGACAACGAAUCUCUGUGCGCCGCUCCGCUGCUGCCCAGAUCGGCCAGCGCCCAGCAGCUCGGGGGGCACGGGCAGCCCACCCGGCUCCGCGCGGUGCUUCUGCAGAAGUCGCUGAGCGCCGGUGCGGGCGCGGUCACCCCGUCCUCGGCACCCUCGGAGCAGGAAGGGGUGUCCCUCUGCACCGCCGCAACCCCGGCCGCUGCCACCCCCCCCGCCCCGCUGCCGGACGGGGGUCCCCCCCGUGAUGCUUCCCCCCCGGCUGACAGCAAGGGGACGAAAAGCGUCACUUACGCGCCCGUUAAAAGCGUCAGCGCGGACGGCCCCCAUCCCACGGGGCGGGUGCGCGUGGUGGUGAAGAGGACCCCCCCGCCUCCCCCCGUGCGCUACCAGAGCCUCCCGCACCGCCACGGGGACAAGGCGGAGCCUCCGAGGCCGCCUGAGGGGACGGCAGCGAAACCCGCGUCCCCCCCGUCGGGGUUGCGCUCCGCUCCCCCCAUCCCCGCCGAGGUUUGUCCGUGGGAGCUGCUCCAGGAGGAGAUGCUGAGGCAAAAGCAGAAUAGCGGCGAAUCUCCGACCUCCGACCCCCCCGGGGACACGGCGGGGAUCCCCCCCAGCCUCAAGCCGCCCCCACAAAAGGCUUUCAGAAGUUUGGGGUUCGCCAUCAGAGCCAUCAACCGCUCCAGAGCGAAACGCAGCCUGAAAGGAAGCAGAGAGAGCAGCGAUCUGAAACGGGGACGUGAGCAGGAGGAGGGUGGCGGGGGGGGGCAGCCCGGUCUGGUAGAGACCCCCCCGCCGCCCCCAGCAGGGAGCAGCCCAGAUCCCAACCUGUGGGAUGGGGAUGUGGACCCCUCUCAGUGCAUCGCCACCAGCUCUGCAUCUGAGACCCCAAUGAUGGGGGACAGCGAGGGGACGGCAGAGGGACAGAAGGAUGGUGCUGCCGGGGGGGGCACAGGUGCUGGUGAGGGUCUGAUAUCACCCUCGGUGGCCAUGCAGCCCUCUGGCAUUGAUGCCCUGUGUGUAGCACAGAGUGCAGGGAGCGCGGGGCCGAGGGCUGAGGUCUGUCCCUGGGAAGCACUGAGUGCCCCGGGGGGGUCUGCGUCCCAGCAGGAGGGAACCGGGGGGGUCCUAACGGUGGGAAGCAGCCCUAUGAAGGGGCUGGGGAAGGGUGGCAGCCAGCCUGCUGCUUGGGGGGGGGGGAGCGAGGGGCUGCCCACCAGGAGCAGGAGUGCAGAGGUGGGGGUCUCCCCAUGGGACACAGAGAGGGGGGCUGGGGGGCAGGGAGGAGCGCAGCUGGAUGUGUGCAGGGUUCUCAAAGGGGACGGCAAACCCGGGUGGAGGGGGACCGAGGAGCACAGAGCACAGCAGGCUGAGAGGGGUGGGGGUCUGGGGGGGCGCGGGGACACCCGGAUCUCUGCAGUGAGCACUGAGAGGGGGAAUGCUGAGCCAAGGAAAUCCCAGAGUGCAGAGAUCUGCCCCUGGGAGGGACAGGGGGGAUCAGGGGUCAGCAAAGCAGAGAUCUGCCCUUGGGAGGAACAGGGGGGAUCAGGGGGGAGCAAAGAGGAGAUCUGUCCUUGGGAAAGUCAGGGGGGGUUAGGAGGGAACAAAGCAGAGAUCUGCCCUUGGGAGGAACAGGAGGGAUCAGGAGUCAGCAAAGCAGAAAUCUGCCCCUGGGAGAGUCAAGGUGGGUCAGCGGGGAGCAAAGCAGAAAUCUGCCCUCAAGAAGGACAGGGGGGGUCGGGGGGGAGCAAAGCUGAAAUCUGCCCUUGGGAAGGACAGGGUGGAUCAGGUGGGAGCAAAGCAGAGAUCUGCCCUUGGGAGGAACAGGAGGGGCCAGGGGUCAACAAAGCAGAAAUCUGCCCCUGGGAGAGUCAGGGGGGGCCAGGGGGGAGCAAAGAGGAGAUCUGCCCCUGGGAAACGGCCACCCCCCCUGUGGAGCAGCUGAGGAUGAAGCUGAGCUCUGGGGGGGCUGCGAAGCGCAUCACACGUCAGGCAGCUCUCGUCAGCCCUGCAAGGUCCGUGGAGAGCAUGGGGGUGUCCCGCAGUGCUGAGAGCCCAAAGGCAGAGAUCUGCCCUUGGGAGACCCUGGGGAGCUCCGGGGGCAGAGAGGAAAUUUGCCCCUGGGAGGGGGCUGCUCCCCCAUCUGAUAAAGGGGAACUGAGAGAAGCCCAGGAAGGCGCAUCGGGAGGGGGCAAAGGCGCUGCUGCACGUCGGGGUCUGCAGAAAGAGAGGGGAGGAAACGUGUCUGCAAAGCAAAGGGGCAGUGGGGAACGUGAGGCCGUGUGCCCCUGGGAGAGCGCAGAGCUCUGCACAUUGAGGGGUCAGGAGCCAAGAGCCAGGGAUAAAGCUGAGAUCUGCCCUUGGGAGGAAGAUUUGGAGGAAGGAGCUCCGGGGAAGGCAAAGAGCCUGGGUGAUUCCAGAGCUGCAGGGAUGGGGAGCAGCCAACGUGAGGCUGUGUGCCCCUGGGAGAGCGUGGGGGCAGAGGAGCCAGCGCUGAGCACGGCAACGGGGAAGGAAGGAUCCAGAAAGCGUGAGAGCGCAGAGAGCAGAGCUGCCGUCUGCCCCUGGGAAGCAGCAGAGCCCGGUGCUGGGCAGGAGAGCUGCAGCCCUGGAGAACAGCCCAGGAGAGCGGCCCCUGUUGGGGUCAGGGAGCACCGGGCGCUGCGCCGCAUCCUGCCUGCGGCACCGGGGCGAGCUCACACGGCACAGCAGCACAGGGGGCCCAGCACAGCUGAGGUCUGUCCCUGGGAAGCCGAGGAGGGUCCGGAAGCCCCCAGCAGCCCAACCCUGGGAGCGGUUGCUGUGUGCCGUGGGGAGAAAAGCCCUGGGGAGGGUGAGAGGGAUGCAGGAGCGUCCAGCGCUGAGGUCUGCCCGUGGGACUGUGAGUAGAACUCAGCUCAGCCCUGGGGUGCAGGGAGCUGCCCACACUGCGUGGAUGGGGGUGGAAGCGUCCAACAAAGGCACGGUGCUGCAGCAACCGCAGCAACGACGCUGCCUGUGUCAGAGAUCCAGGCUCUGAACUGUUUGGGCAUCACAGAGGUUCGGAGCUGAAUGGCAUCAGGGCCCCGAGCGCCAUGGGGCUGCAGUUCAUGCUCUGACAUGAGCUCAGGGGGAGGCAAAGCAGGGGCAGCUGCAGUGCAGUGUGAAGGAGAGCAACUGCCCAGAGCCCAGCACUGCUGGAUGCGGGGCUCAUCCCACCAUCCCUUCUCCAUUUGCUUCCUCUCUCCUUGGGAGGAGCAUUGGGAUCUCCA